AUGAAAGUCGACUAUCUACAGAACGUGCCUUCAUCAGAUGCAACCAGAAGCUACACCUUCACCAGCAAUGAGGGGAAGCGCUGUGUGGCAUGGAGACGCUAUGAUGGGUCUAUGUAUUUCACUGCUGAGCCUGAAGAGCUGGUCGACCCGGUCGUCAAAGCCAUUAAGGGUGGUGCUGUGGAUUCACUGACGGAGAUGGUGAAGACUGGGAGAAACCUGACGGAGAGGAAUACGUUGGGGUGGCUGCCUCUGCACGAGGCCGCAACCCAUGGGAAGAAGGAAUGCCUUGAUAUCUUACUGGAAGCCCACCCUGAGGUGAUUAACAGGCGCACAAUGAAGGACCAGACUCCUCUCUUCCUAGCUGUGGUGGCUGAACAUUUGUCCUGUGUCCAGUGCCUGCUGGAGAAAGGAGCUAACCCCGUCAUCGCUGACAAGGACAGGGAAACCCCUCUAUAUAAAGCUUGCGAGGGAGAGAAUGUUGAGAUGGUGGCAAUGCUUUUGAGCUUCGGGGCCGGGGUGAACAAGCAUUGUAUUCAGGGCUGGACCGCCCUCCACGAGGCUGUGAUCCGCAACAACAUGGAGAUAUGUGUGCUGCUGAUGAGGGCGGGGGCCAAGCUCAGUCCAGUCAACAUGUAUGGUAUCACUCCCCUGUUCGCUGCAGCCCAGACUGGACAUGCUGAAGUCCUGAACUUCCUCAUCACCAAUGGUGCAGACGUUAACAGCCAGGCGAACGAUGGGGCAACACCGCUCUAUGAAGCCUGUAAGAAUGGACAUGGGGAGAUCGUGGAGCUCCUGCUGUCUCAGAAAGCAGAUGCCAACAAACCCACCGAAGCUGGACUUCUGCCCAUCCAUAUCGCUGCCCAACGUGGAUAUGAUGAGAUCGUGUCCAGACUGAUCCAAGUCACCAGCAAGUCCAGAGUGCGACGCAGUGGCAUCAGUCCCCUCCAUCUUGCCGCCGAACACAACAAAGACAACACCCUGGAGGUUCUGAUCGAGGCAGACUUCGACGUCAAUGCCAAGCUGUCCAGCGACCGCUCUUCCAUAUACCAGGAUCGACGAACCACUGCACUCUAUUUUGCAGUCACCAACAGCAACGUUGAUGCUGCCGCCAUGCUUCUUGAGGCCGGCGCAAACCCCAACCUGGACAUCUUCAACCCGCUACUGGUGGCUGUGAAGCAGGGUUGUGUCCAAAUGGUGUGCUUACUGGUGGAGCACAGGGCAGACGUCAAUGUUAAAAUCCCAACUCACCCCACCUCGUUCCCGGCAAGUGUCAUGUUCUGUAUGAAGUAUCUAUCUCUGCUCAAGUACCUAUUGGACAAUGGCUGUGACGCCUUAUCCUGUUUCAAGUGUGAGCAUGGCACCAAACCACACCCACCGAUGAGGAAUGUAUACAAGGAUGACCUGGGUCUCUGCCAUGAGGAGCCAGGUGUGCAGGAGAAGACCCAGAUGCAGACAGUUUCGAAGUAA
Molecule: messenger RNA, 1467 nt
Organism: Oncorhynchus kisutch (coho salmon)
Lineage: Eukaryota; Metazoa; Chordata; Actinopteri; Salmoniformes; Salmonidae
Product: ankyrin repeat and SOCS box protein 2-like
Exons: 7
Coding region: 1-1467 (488 amino acids)
Biological process (GO): RNA processing
Molecular function (GO): protein binding; RNA binding; RNA nuclease activity
Source: RefSeq, a predicted model, not a curated record